GCAGCAGACAUGGCUGGGGCGAUCAUCGAGAAUAUGAGCACCAAGAAACUGUGCAUUGUCGGGGGGAUCCUGCUGGUGUUGCAAGUGGUGGCCUUUCUGGUGGGAGGAUUGAUCGCUCCUGGGCCUACCACUGCUGUGAACUACCUAUCUGUUAAAUGUGUGGAUGUCCGCAAAAACCAUCACAAGACAAAAUGGUUAAUGCCUUGGGGACCCAACCAGUGCCACAAGAUUCGAAACAUCGACGAAGCCAUUACUCGAGAAAUUGAAGCCAAUGACAUCGUGUUUUCGGUCCAUAUUCCUCUCCCCAAAAUGGAAAUGAGCCCUUGGUUUCAAUUUAUGCUAUUUAUCCUGCAGUUGGACAUCGCCUUCAGGCUGAACAACCAAAUCAAUGAAAAUGCCGAAGUGUCUAUGGAUGUCUCUUUGGCUUACCGUGAUGACUCGUUGGCUGAGUGGACUGAAAUGGCCCAUGAAAGAGUACCCAGGAAGCUCAAAUGUUUCUUUGCAUCCCCCAAGACCCCAGAGCAUGAGGGUCGUUACUAUGAUUGUGAGGUCCUUCCCUUCUUGGAAAUUGGGUCAGUGGCUCACAAGUACUAUCUUCUGAACAUCCGGCUUCCUGUGAAUGAGAGGAAGAAAAUCAACGUGGGGAUUGGGGAGAUCAAGGAUAUCCGGUUGGUGGGAAUCCACCAAAAUGGAGGCUUCACCAAGGUGUGGUUUGCCAUGAAGACCUUCCUCACACCCAGCAUUUUCAUCAUCAUGGUGUGGUAUUGGAGGAGGAUCAACAUGAUGUCCAGACCCCCUGUGCUUCUGGAAAAAGUCAUCUUUGCCCUUGGGAUCUCCAUGACCUUUAUCAACAUCCCAGUGGAAUGGUUUUCCAUUGGCUUCGACUGGACCUGGAUGCUAUUGUUUGGUGACAUCCGACAGGGCAUCUUCUAUGCCAUGCUGCUAUCUUUCUGGAUCAUCUUCUGUGGCGAGCACAUGAUGGAUCAGCAUGAACGAAAUCACAUAUCCGGGUACUGGAAACAAGUGGGACCAAUUGCCGUUGGCUCUUUCUGCCUCUUUAUAUUUGAUAUGUGUGAAAGAGGCGUGCAGCUCACCAAUCCCUUCUACAGUAUCUGGACUACAGAUGUUGGAACAGAAUUGGCAAUGGCCUUCAUCAUCGUGGCUGGGAUCUGCCUCUGCCUCUACUUCCUGUUCUUGUGCUUCAUGGUAUUCCAGGUGUUUCGGAACAUCAGCGGGAAGCAGUCGAGCCUGCCAGCCAUGAGCAAAGUCCGGCGACUGCACUACGAGGGGCUGAUUUUCAGGUUCAAGUUCCUCAUGCUGAUCACCUUAGCCUGCGCGGCCAUGACAGUGAUCUUCUUCAUCGUCAGUCAGGUGUCUGAAGGCCAUUGGAAGUGGGGCGGUGUCACGGUGCAAGUGAACAGCGCCUUUUUCACGGGCAUCUAUGGGAUGUGGAACCUUUAUGUCUUUGCUUUGAUGUUCUUGUAUGCACCAUCCCAUAAGAACUACGGGGAUGAUCAAUCAAACGGAGACCUGAAUGUCCACAAUGGAGAAGAGCUCCAGCUCACCACCACCAUCACCCACGUUGAUGGACCCACCGAGAUCUACAAGUUGACUCGCAAGGAGGCCCAAGAAUAGGAGGCCUUAGCCCUCCACAUCACAACCCCUCCAGCUAGAAGUGGGGCAUGUUCUUGAGGGAGCUUCCGGCGCAGACAAACACUCCAGCAACCAGUGAUGGGCACUCAUCCUCUUGCCUUCCACCUGGAGUGCUCCGAGGAAGACUCUGGCAGCCACUGCUGAAUUGUGUAUCAUAGCAAAACCUCUGGUUGGACCCUGUUCUCUGUGCUCAUUGUUUAUUAGUGACAUAGUGACAUCGGUAGCCGGUGGUUAGGAAACCAAAUACCUUGGGGGUGUCUGGGCCAGAUGGGAUUUCUACAGAGUGGAAUAUUUGACUCAUUUUUCCUGUUUUUAGAUUCUAGGAUAGAUUUUUUUUUUAACAUCCUUUGCCAGCUCAAGAAAGACCAGUAUCAUAGGCCUUUUCUCACUUGGGUCCUUGAUAGCCAUGUUUUUAUUUUCCUAUUUAUAUCACCAACUAGCCUAUCACAUAAUAUUUAAGUUGUCCAUAGAUCAAUGCCUCUCUUUUUAUUUUUUUUUUAAACAAUUCAAGAUGAAGUCACUGAAUUUCAUGAGACGGCCUCUUCCACCAGGGGCAUCUCAGCUUUGAAACCAAAUCUGUGUAUCCAAUACUAACCAUUCUGUUGGAUGUGGGUUAAGAAAAAAAUUUUGCUAAACUCCUGAGUAGGAUUUAUUAUAUUAAAUGGCCUUUGGGUCUGAAAAGCUUUUUUUAA
This is a messenger RNA of Suncus etruscus (white-toothed pygmy shrew), 2345 nucleotides long. RefSeq names its product Wnt ligand secretion mediator (gene WLS). The record is from RefSeq and is a predicted model, not a curated record. Gene Ontology annotation, cellular component: organelle membrane; endomembrane system. Gene Ontology annotation, biological process: intracellular protein transport; Wnt protein secretion; Wnt signaling pathway. The transcript is spliced from 12 exons. Gene Ontology annotation, molecular function: Wnt-protein binding. NCBI's taxonomy places the organism in Eukaryota, Metazoa, Chordata, Mammalia, Eulipotyphla, Soricidae. The coding region runs from base 10 to 1635 and encodes 541 amino acids.